AUGGCGGACGCAGAGCAGACAAUCAACCUCAAGGUCCUUUCGCCUUCAGCGGAACUAGAGGGCGGCAUCACCCUCGCGGGCCUACCCGCUUCUAUCACGGUCAAAGAGCUCCGCAGUCGCAUACACGAUGCUGUGCCCUCCAAGCCUGCCCCCGAGCGCAUGCGCCUCAUAUACAGAGGCCGAGUGGUAGCGAAUGAUGCAGACACUCUGACUACCGUGUUUGGCGCUGACAAUAUACGUGAGAACAAGAACCAAAGCCUUCACCUCGUCAUACGAGAGCUGCCUCCAACUGCAUCUUCGCCUGUCCCGCAAUCGUCUUCUGUCCCACCAAACCUCUUCCGCUCUGCUGGUCCAGAUGGCCCAGCCGCGAGCCCUCUGCAGACGAAUCCAUUUCGGGCUAUACCACAGACACGACCGGCUUCACAACCUCAAAUACCCCAGUCGCACCUUCCGCCUCAUCGCCUUCCGGGACAAGUGAACCCCAUUCCCAUACCAUUACCCGCACAACUCCAUCAAACGUUUGCUCAAGCAAUGGCACACCAAGGACAACAGGGUGAUGAACAGCCCUCAGAUCGAACUAGCGAGCAGCCAGAUCAAGGUACACCGGCAGCGGGGGAUAGGACGCAUACACCAAUCCCUUCAGGACCGUCGAACCCUCCUGGAAAUGGCGACCAGGCGAUCAGGCGAGAAGGUGUUGCGCCUAAUGGAGCACGAUGGACAGUUACGGCCUUCAAUCCACUUAACAUAGCUGCGCGACUCCCGCCGCCUGUCGUCACAUUCCCUGUCCCGCAUGCACUAGCUUUCGGUCGUCCGCCGCUUUCUAGCGACAACCAGCGGUUAUUGCCUCGUGUGCACAGGAUCUUCUUGGAGACAAAACGGGAGAUUGAUAACAUUCGAGCAUUGUUGCAACUGCCUGGUGCAUCUGAUGCACAGAGUGGAGGGCUCCUCACCUCAGAUAUACCUGCCUCGUUGAAUAUCCCUGUAUGGCGAAUCGAGCGACUACGUCAGCACCUGAACACAGUCAAUCAAAAUCUGGAUGUCGUUGACCGGGCUCUGGCGUUGCUUCCUACAGAGCCUGAAGUGACGGCGCUCAGGCGCUCAGCUACCGAGUUGAGGGUUGAUGCUGCGGAAUUGAGUAUUGUGCUCGAUCGUCAACAGGGCGAAACGGCCAGGGCUACUUCGGAUACAGCACCAGGGGUGCCCACCAUAGCUGCGGCAUCAUCAACUACAUCCCAGACCCGACCAGGAGAUGUGACACAGACUGUACCGACAGAUGCACCUGCAGAGCUGUUCCUUUUGUCAAGUCCCCAGGGUCCGGUAGGAGUUCUCUUCGAUCAGCGAGGCACAUACACCACAGCCCCAAUGGUGCCCACUCUACCAUUCCAGAGCUUCUCGAGUCAAUUUGCACAGAACAGACAGCUCAUUGCUGGUCUUGGGCAGCAAAUGGCACAGGGGACAAACCAGCUGCAUAAUCAAGUAGCUAACAUGCAGCCAACACCAAUAGGGCAGCCAGUAGCUGUUGGACAGGCUCAAGAUCAUAACCGAGGAUAUGAUCAGAAUCAGAAUCAGAAUCAGAAUCAAAACCAGAACCAGAAUGAUAAUCAGAAUGGAGUGCAGCCAGAAGAAAAUGAUCGGAUGGCCAAUAUCGCCGGACAUUUGUGGCUGAUCUUCAAGCUCGCUGUCUUCGUCUACGUCUUCGCUGGAGGUGGUGGUAUUUACAGGCCUGUAAUGCUAGGUGCUAUUGCUGGGAUUGUCUAUCUGGCACAGAUCGGCAUGUUUGAGGAUCAGAUCAACUACGUGCGUCGCCAUUUUGAGGCUCUUCUUCCUGUUGGCGCUAUGGCCGAACGCGCUGCACAACCCAUCAACCAGCGCCCACGAGGUAACAUAUCGCCCGAGGAAGCAGCAAGGCGAAUACUACAACAAAGACAAGAACAAAGGUUCGCCUGGUUACGCGAGAGCUUGCGUGGAGUCGAGCGCGCUUUCACUCUCUUCAUUGCCAGUCUAUUCCCUGGUGUAGGCGAGAGAAUGGUUCACGCACAGGAAGAGAGAGAGAGACUGGAGAGGGUAGCAGCACGGGAAGAGAGAGAGAGACAGGAGGAGGAAGCGAGGAAGCGAGAAGAAGACGCCAGGGCACAGCAGCAACAGCAGACCGAUGAGAAAGCUAGUGAAGCCAGGGUUGAGAUGGACAGUGAGGUUACUCCAAGCAGCAGUUCAAAGGGCAAGGAGAGGGCUGAGGAGCAACACGUUGAUGGGUCAGCCUCAUCUUCAUGAGGUGUCGAGAGGUAUACUCUCUUUCAUACAUGUUUAUAGGUUUUCUGGUUCCGGUCAUCACAUGGCAUCCUUCUGUACACAUUGCGAGGCGAGCAGAGUCCGUUAGUUAUGAGCGGCAUUCUUUGACAUGCCCUGCCAAGGAAUUUCAUCAAGUAUUUACCAAGUACAUACCGGAAGCUAGACAUGACAUGAUGCACUAAACAAGCCUUUUUGCAUCACUAAUUCCCCUCCCAUCUA
Molecule: messenger RNA, 2508 nt
Organism: Bipolaris maydis ATCC 48331
Lineage: Eukaryota; Fungi; Ascomycota; Dothideomycetes; Pleosporales; Pleosporaceae
Biological process (GO): endoplasmic reticulum unfolded protein response
Source: RefSeq, a predicted model, not a curated record